GCACCCCAUCUUCUCACAUUUGGAAGUUGUAUACUUGCCUUUUCUCGUUUUCUUUGGCAUGAUGGUGAUGGUUUUGACAACCCAUGCUUGGAGAAAAAACCUCGGUUUGAGCUCCGGGACACUUCUCAGCCCUCUUCUAAGUGGCGUCCUUUCCCACAUCCCAUCUUUUGUGAACCUUCCGAUGACGAGUUUUUCGGUAAAGUUGAUGCCUAUGCUGCCAGCUCCACCGCUGCUUUCAUUUCAUUCCCUGAGCUUCAGUGUUCUUAUUGUUGUGACCUCACUUAUUGGGCUAAUUUGAAGGGGAGAAGGAAGAGAAGGGUUGGUGCCACUCGUGGUGUUUUGCCCACCUGGGUCAUGCAUAAGGAGGAGUUGCCCUUUGAGGGCCUGGCAUAUCUUGUGGAUGAUGCUGCCUGCUUAUUUGCGGGCUUCGGUCGCUUCGAACACCGAGUCAUUGUGUGCAAGCUCCAAGGACCGACACCAGGGCCAACUGCAUAUCAACUUCUCACCUCUUAUGGUUACCCAGACUCUCCAAGUCUAGGCAAAAUGUUUGAUAUUGACUUCUCAAUCACCCUUUUACCAUCACUUGCUCAAAUGUGCAUUGUCUACUCUGGUCGUCGCUUGAAGAACACAGACGGUCUCUGCAGCGACACCGUAGUUGUUGGGCGCUUUGCCCUUCGUCAUGAAGGGGAUACCUGUGCUGAAGGGGCAGCUAAGUGGCUGGGCUCACCUUUUGCAAGUGUUGGUGUUGUGAGCAACGAUAGAAGAAACGUGCCUGAUUUCGAGUUGAUUUCUUCGAAUGAAUGUCCGGAGAUAUGUGGCUGGCUUGAGCGUCGUUGCUUCAUGGUGUAGGAUAGAUGCUUAACUCACUUUUUGCACUCAUCUCGAUCUGAUGGUAUUGUAUUACACUUAUAUUAGUGUAGUUGGUUAGUAUUUUUGGUUGCUAAACUAUCAUUUGUUAAUCAAUGUCGCAUGCUGCAUGUAGGGUAUAUUUUUUUGGAACUAAAUGAUCCUGAAAUAU
Cuscuta campestris is the source of this 1018-nucleotide messenger RNA. Lineage: Eukaryota; Viridiplantae; Streptophyta; Magnoliopsida; Solanales; Convolvulaceae. The record is from the annotation of a GenBank genome assembly.